Messenger RNA from Olea europaea var. sylvestris, 2043 nucleotides. RefSeq lists its product as uncharacterized. NCBI's taxonomy places the organism in Eukaryota, Viridiplantae, Streptophyta, Magnoliopsida, Lamiales, Oleaceae. The record is from RefSeq and is a predicted model, not a curated record. Bases 1 to 2043 code for a protein of 680 amino acids. The transcript is spliced from 4 exons.
AUGGCCGCAAGAGUGGUGGCACCACCGGAACAACAACAUGAACGAAGGGAAAUAAAUGAAGGGGAUUUGCCAGUAUCAAUGUUCCUGACACCUAUAGCAGCACCCAUGCGCUCCAGUAUCGUGUAUCCAGAUUUUGGGGUGAAUAACUUUCAGAUCAGAUUUAAUGAGCUGAUGAGAAAAUGUCCAAACCAUGGAAUCACUCAAGGAAAUCAAGUGCAGUACUUCUACACUGGACUCACACCACUGUCAAAAUCCCAAGUCGAUGCCUCAGCUGGAGGAUCAAUUAUAGGAAAAUAUGUGCAGCAAACCAUGGAACUGUUUGAGUUGAUUGCCACUACACAUUCAAUGUUCUCGUCGGAAAGAGUGGCGCCACCGAAGACAGGAGGAAUGUAUGAAUUAGACAGCACAAUAUCUACCAAUGCACAGAUAGCAGCUUUAACAAAACAGGUAGAGUUACUUGUAAAAUUGCAAACACAUGGAGCAAAUGCAAUGAUGGUCAGUUCAAUAUGUGAGAAUUGUGAGAGAAGUCACCCUACAGAGAGAUGCAUGAUGCUCACGUCUUUAGAGGAACAAGUAAACUUUAUUCAAAAUAGCUCCCGUAAUUUCAACUCAUAUGGUAACAAUUUCCAGCAAGAGAGAAGACCAAGUUUGGGGGAGAUGUUUCAACAAUAUGUGCAGAAGACAGACAAGAUAGCACAACAACUUGCAGAACGUCCACAAGGCACAUUGCCAAGCAAUACAAUGAUAAAUCCUAAGGAACAGUCGAUGGCAAUUGAAGUAGUCCAGAAUGAUCCGCCCAGGGCCCCCGUAAAAGUUAAAGCAUAUGUACCUCCACUUCCGUUUUCCCAAAGACUUCAAAAGAAGUCGAUGGAGCAAAAUAUUCAUGUCAUAAAUACAAAGAGCGAGGUAAAAUCACCAGAGAUCACUACAGAGAGACCCAAAAGAAAAGAUGACCAAGAAGUGAUUGAUGAAGCUACAAGGGUAGAAAAAUCUGCACCAAAUGCAACUGAAAAUAGAGAAGGUACAGAAACAUCAGCUGCCAAAGCACCAAGUCUAAACAAAGCUUACAUGCCUCCCAUUCCCUUUCCUCAAAAGCUCAAGAAGAACAAACAAGACACAAACUAUGAAAAAUUCCUCGAUGUUCUCAAGAAGCUCCAGAUCAAUGUUCCGUUCAUAGAUGCGAUACUACAAAUUCCAAGCUAUAAGAAAUUUUUGAGAGAGAUGUUGACAAAGAAAAGAAAGCUUCCAGAGUUUGAAACUGUGGCAUUAACUGAGGAAAGUAGUGCAAGAGUCCAGAGAAAAUUGCCUCCUAAAUUGAAGGAUCCAGGGAGUUUUACUUUACCAGUUUCAAUUGGAAAUUCCUAUUCAACUAAUGCAUUGUGUGACACUGGUGCUAGUAUCAAUCUAAUGUCGUAUUCUACUUACAGGAAAUUGGGACUAGGUGAAGUCAACUCAACAUCAAUAACGCUACAACUCGCUGAUAGAACAAUCACAAGGCCACGUGGCAAAGUUGAGAAUAUACUCGUCAAAGUAGGAAAUUUAAUAUUUCCUGUGGAUUUCAUUGUAUUGGACAUACCAGAAGAUCGAGACAUUCCAAUUAUAUUGGGUCGACCAUUCUUAGCAACGGGACGGACCCUUAUUGACAUGGAGAAGGGAGAACUAAUCUUGAGGGUGGAGGACAAGCAGGAGAUAUUCAAUAUUUACAUCCAAUAUGAGAAACCUGAGAAACCUCCCAAUUGCUGUAGAAUUGAUGAAGAAGAGCCACCUGAUCAACGAAAUUGUCAAAAUAAAAAAACAAAUUUUGGAGAACUUCUUGGUAGAGAUAAGAAUGGACAAAUCAAAAUUUGGAGAGCAAAAAAGGACUGCAUCAAUGAAAAUUGCACAGAGUCCAAUGAUGGAAUAACUUGGAACAUGACGUCACGGAACACUCAAAACAACAUGGACAUGGAGAAAAUGGGACAAAUCUCAAGUUUGGGGGAAAAUGUAGAAGAAGAGUCAAUCAAAUGCAACACCAAGACACCACAACAUCAUGGGCAAUACUGA